AUGUCAGUGGUCGAAAGAAAUGGGUUGGUUAUCCACUGGAUUACUAAGUCCAAAAAGGUAUUCGAAACAUCCUCAGAGGUGUUAGUGGUCAGUAGGAGCUAUAAAGCUGAGCCUACGUUCUAACCCCAACUGUAAGCUAAUAUCACAAUACAAUCGCAAUUCAUAUUCUGGUCAUAUUUUUUUGUGAGUUUUAUGUUGUUGGUCGAUUUCAGGUGGGCGUGGCAUGAUCUUGGGAAUAUGCCUAUCGAUGAAGCACAAAAGCAGUAUAUUGAUAAGCUACAAGAACUGAAUCCUGAAUGGAAACCAUCGAACGAGAAACAAAGAUCUGUAUAUGUCAGUCGAAUGAUCAAUUUGAACCCGAACUCAAAUGAAUCACCACUUGUAUCUGACACUGACCAUCCAAUUUUUAAUAUAAUUAAACAAAAUGAUAUAGAUUCUUUAAAUCGUUUAUUAUCAGCAAAUGGUAACGAGGUUCAUUCAACCGAUGAAAAUGGAAUGACUCCUCUUCAUUGGGCAUCGGAUCGAGGAUUCACUGAUCUAGUUUCUACUUUGGUCAAAUAUAAUGCAAAUAUAGAUGCCAAAGAUGCUGAAGGACAAACACCUCUUCAUUAUGCUUGUUCUUGUGGUCAUGAUGAUGUUAUACAAGUCUUAUUAAAAUCUAAUGCUGAUAUCUAUGCUACAGACAAUGAAGGAAGUUAUACCUAUGAUCUGUAUGAUGGUAACUUUCAUACAUUAUUUAGCGAGUACUUACAUGGAUCAACGUCCUGGUUUUAAGCUUGUGUGUGUAUGUCUUUGUUACCAUUUUGUUAAUUUCAUGAUCACUUGAUUUCAAUAAAUUUCAUAUUCUGAUCAUCCACUUCAUAUGCUCACCAAUAUUGUAUUACUUAUCAA
This is a messenger RNA of Schistosoma intercalatum, 891 nucleotides long. The record is from the annotation of a GenBank genome assembly. NCBI's taxonomy places the organism in Eukaryota, Metazoa, Platyhelminthes, Trematoda, Strigeidida, Schistosomatidae.